AUGCCCCCAGAUGACUCCAUCCGCAGAAGAAGUUACACUGAAUCUUCGCUUUUGCUGAAGCUUCCCAAAGAGGAGCAUACUGGGAACUACCUUGCACCUUUCCAAUUUGACCGGCAUGCUCUGGGCAGAAUUUCCACCUCUCCCACUUUAAGGCGCCUAAGGAUGGCAUCUGCAUCACAAGCACUGUCACUUCAGGACAGAGCUCUCAGGAGCUCUGACACAGCUCAUCUGGGGAAUCAAAAGGAAUACACCAGCUCGCUCCACCAUAUUUGUAAAAGUCUACCACAAUGCACUAAAUCUUCCUCAUUGUCAUCGCCUUCAUGUGUCCAUGGAAAAUUACUCUCUCCCGAAGGAAAGACCGAAACCACCAUAGCAGAUUGGGAGUCUGCUGGCCCUAAAUCAAGGCUGUCAAGCCAAAAAGACCCUCUCAGCAAUGAGAGUCCAGAGGCAGUGAUCCAAUACUCAUGGAAAGCCAGCUCUGAUGCUCUGCCUGAGAGACUUCUGCAUUCCAGCCCUAGGAAGGGGGAAGGCUUCCAGAAGAGCAGCCUGCCUAUAAAAAGAUCUGAUGGUACGUACCAUAAAUUGAAGGGAAAAAAACAGCAUUUUUUUCCAAAUUUCUUACUGAGAGAACGUAUCCCCUUCUGCCCCAUGAAUUCCUACACCCAGAUUCUCAGCUAUCCCCACACAUCACUAAGGAUGUUGAAUUACACCCUGGACUGUGGUGCCAGACACUAUUACAGAUGUGAGAUUUAG
Molecule: messenger RNA, 753 nt
Organism: Tinamus guttatus (white-throated tinamou)
Lineage: Eukaryota; Metazoa; Chordata; Aves; Tinamiformes; Tinamidae
Source: RefSeq, a predicted model, not a curated record